Molecule: messenger RNA, 5496 nt
Organism: Macrobrachium nipponense
Lineage: Eukaryota; Metazoa; Arthropoda; Malacostraca; Decapoda; Palaemonidae
Product: G-protein coupled receptor GRL101-like
Exons: 9
Coding region: 278-1636 (452 amino acids)
Biological process (GO): activation of adenylate cyclase activity; hormone-mediated signaling pathway; adenylate cyclase-activating G protein-coupled receptor signaling pathway
Cellular component (GO): plasma membrane
Molecular function (GO): G protein-coupled peptide receptor activity
Source: RefSeq, a predicted model, not a curated record
AUCGCCCAGAGCUUUUGUUGGACUAAGAAACUUAACUACGUUGUAUCUCCCAGACAACUACCUGGUGUCCCUCGAUGAAGCCGCGUUCACAGGCCUAAAGAAUUUACAAAAACUGGAUCUUACGAAUAAUGAGCUGGCAAUAUUGAGUGGACGGACGUUUAGUGGGCUUCCACGACUGGCUCACUUAGCUACUGACGAAUGGCGCUGGUGCUGUUUAGUGAAGCAAGUCGAGACCUGCCUGCCGGAAGCAGAUCAGUUUUCAUCCUGUGAGGACCUCAUGUCCAAUAUCGUCCUUCGGGUCUGCAUCUGGAUUCUGGGUUUAAUCGCUCUCUUUGGCAAUUCCUUUGUCAUUUUCUGGAGGAGCAUCUAUUCCAGUGGGAAUAAGAUGCACUCUUUCCUGAUUGUGAACCUUGGCUUGGGCGAUCUGAUGAUGGGUGUGUAUUUGCUGAUCGUUGCCGUGGUUGACCUGCAGUACCGCGGCGUGUAUGCAGCUUACGAGGAGGCUUGGAGGUCGUCCUCUCUUUGUCAGGUGGCCGGAUUCAUCAGUACAUUUUCCUCCGAACUCUCUGUCUUCACACUUACAGUUAUAACUGUGGAUCGACUGAUGGUCAUCAAGUUCCCCUUCGGUGUCCGUCGCCUGGGCGGAGGUGUCACGAAACAGGUGAUGGGCGGAGUGUGGGUGCUGGUGACCCUGUUAGCCGCCCUUCCACUGACAUACCUCGACUAUUUCAAGAACUUCUACGGGAGGUCCGGAGUCUGCCUCGCUCUGCACAUCACCAAUGAGAAGCCAAAUGGGUGGGAGUAUGCAGUCUUCAUUUUCCUUGUAUUAAACUUGCUGAGCUUUAGUGUGAUCGCAGUGAGUUACGCCCUCAUGUACGCUGUUGCUCGUGAAACGCGAACAGCCGUGGGCAGUGGUCCUGAGGCACGCCCUAGUGAGAGCGGCAUGGCCACUAGGAUGACUCUCAUUGUAGCAACCGACGCUGCUUGCUGGCUCCCGAUCAUCUUCCUGGGAAUCGCCUCUCUCUGUGGUGCAGCUGUGCCUCCCAAGGUAUUCUCAUGGAUAGCCGUCUUCGUCCUCCCUCUGAACGCAGCUGUUAAUCCUGUCUUGUAUACAUUGUCGACUGCGCCUGUUCGCAAGCGCUUGAAGAGUCUCCGGCAGAGAUUCUGCGCCAUGUGGGGACACCAGUCGAGGUCAGCUCCAGCACGGUCAGGGAACCAUUGGCCAUCAAUGAAGACACGCAUGACAACAGAAAUGUCAGACAUCCCUCCACUGAACGAGUCGGACGUUCGCACCCCGAAGGCCAAACCGUCUAUGUGCAUCUACACGCCUGUAUUAUCUCGAACAUCCAUUCCUUGUGCAAACGCCGAUGACGAUGUGGAUUUGGACAUUAAUGGAGUCUUCAGGAGUGAAAAGAAUUUAGCUCUUCAGGGGCCUAUACUAAAUGGGCGAGAACCUGCCCAGCGAGUGCUUUGUCUCCAGAAUUCUAUAACCUGUGAAGGCUAUGUGGAGCAUAUAGGCACUGCCAACCUGGAAUUAGUGCGGCUGGAAGAGGUUGCUAAGCCUCUUCCUGCUUCCAGAAAAAACUCCCGCAAACAUAACAGAAGAAAAACUGUUUCAGAUGAUCGAUAUGAUUAAGUACCCUUUUACGCUUUAAUUUAUCACAAAGAUUCCUUGGAGAGACGCCCGCGAUGUCUCUAGAAUUAUUAUAAAAUAGCUAAAGAAAUUAGUGCUUCAUGUGCUUGCUAUGGGACUCCACAGUAUAUGUCGGUAUAAUGGAUGUUUUACAGCAAUGUUCAGCGACUUAACUAUUGAAGUAACAAAAAUUGAAAUGAGUUACACUGGCGCAUGAAUUCGUGUUGUUGGUGUAUAUGAAACAUCAUUUCUUGUGUUGAUUGUGUCUAGGACCCAAAACGUGAAGUUAAGUGUAUAUAUAGUUUCGAACAUAGAUGAUCAUGUUUUCCUUAAAAUUUCAUUUUAUAUAUGUAAAUACACUCCAGACUUUCUUCACUUUAAAAGUUACUUAACCAGUGAAUCAUGUCAAAUGAAAUGGAUUACUCUAAGUCAUGAUAGUUCAGCAAAUGGAAGAAAAAUUGAGUCAUUGGCAUGGGUAUUCUGAACGAACAUAUGUCGCAAAAUACCAGGUGGGAAGUAUGUGUAAAGUGAAACGUUUAGUCAUGUUCGACUAAAAACUUAGAUUUGUGUUGACUGAAUCCUGAUAUAAAAGCAAGAAAUUUAGCACAAGUGCUCAUUUUAACCCCCUCUUUUGAAAAAUCUGGGUGUCGCAAAAUUUUAAUAUGGCCGCCACUUUUCAUGAUGGUCGCUAGUUGCUUCAAUUUCUGACACUUUGAGUAAAUCAUUGUUGAAAUAAAUACAUCAAUCAUUAUUCAGAUAAUGUCUUCCUGGGUAGAAGAGUUAAUUGCAGAUAUCACCAUUGUGAUAAAGAUGGUGUAGAGAUUGGUCGACAUAAAACAUUUUACUUGUAACUGCAACUAAGAAAGAUAGAGACAUGAAAUUUUUAUCUAUGUCUACAUUUCUUAGGCCAGAGAAUCUGUUUUUAGCAUUCUAUUGGGCUAUUAUCGGUAUUAUGUAUUGGAAAGGGACCACAUAAUGCUACUGAAAAGUAUACAAGCGCAAGACUAUAAAGGAGUAUGAUAACAAAGGAUCUUAUUUAUGUUCAAGCACUGUCUCAAUGUCGUUUUUUUUCAGCCUGAAAUGAACUCAUGCUUUUAAAAAAGCAUGGUGCUACCCUUUAGCGUGACAAAAUUCUCAUUAAGAUGUAUCUGAGCCUCAUUUGUAACACUAUCACUACACCCCACGUUAUGAUUACACCUCACAUUUGCAGCUACACAAAGCUUUACAUAUGAGCCCAAGCCUGUAGUAUUUGCACCUGUCAUGGGAACUAGACUUGCAUCCAUAUUGUAAGUUGUUCACAACUCUUUGCAAUGGGGGAGUUAGCUGUCCAGAAAACAUUCCAGUCUUCACCAAUCUUUUCCCAACCCCAGUCAGUUGCACUCUGUAUUUCUGGCUGGUGCUGAAUUGCCUGACCCCAUAUGCAACCUGCCUGAUAUGUUGACUGUUUUGAGAAGCAGUUAUACUGCAGGAGCUGAGCAAUAGUUUGACUUUGAUGAGCCAAACCUUAACUCUGACUUUGUCAGUUCCAUAUUUGACCAUACUAGUGAUUUGGAGCAGACUUUGAGAUAUGGCAUCAUUGAUGCAUCCUUCACCAAAGGUGCCGUCAAACCUGGAGUAAUGAUCCAUGCUUCCUAAGUAUCGUUGCUGCUUUAGUGAUCACAAGUGUAUCUGAGUAGUCAGGUGCCUGAGAGAGGGCUAAAGCUACAUCUUUCUACAAGGCAAGUAGCACACUUCUCCCUUUCUUGUGUUCUUUAAUCGUGUAUUUGCAGUUGUUCCAGGCACUGCUGGUAUAAAUGGGGUACAUCUGCAGUAAUUUUCUUCGGAUCAAGAAAGUAUAACUAAAGCUGGUUUCAAUUAUAUAAAUAACCAGCUCUGAUAGAACCAGUGGAUACACAUUUGGUUCUUCACUGUGACAUUAUUUUUUUCUCAAGAUUCCUGAAAUGGGACCUCUCCCUAUUGUAAAGGCCAGUGAGACAUACAAGGUGGUAUUUCAGCUCUUGUGCAAUUGCACCACCUGCACCUAGUUUUACCAAAAAUUUACCAUCAUUAAGCAUUAAGUUUGUGAGUGCAUUCAUGUAGUCUCCUGUUGAAAUUCAUGCUCAUUACUUGAAGAAGAUCUGAGACAGGCGCGGCGCCACAUUUUUAUAAAGACUGCAUGCUUCAUUGUCAUAAAGCAUUCGACGCUAUGUAGCAUGCAUUUCCUGUGCCCCACUACCUUCAACUGUAGAUAUUGGCUUUCUUGUAUGACCAAGUUAUACAUUAUUUUACAUGACCCUACCACUCUUGUGGUAUUUUGCCAUGUUUUGUCGCAGUGUUGCCUCUAAGCCACUGCUUUCAUCCAGCCUUGCUGGGUCAACGUUAAGCAGCAUUUCACCAAUCUCCUGCCUGAAACAAUGGCACACUGGUUGAAAUUAUUACGUACCCAUUAUGUUCAGGAUUAUGGCGUACAGAGGCCAAGGGUGAGGUUAGACCUUCAUUUUUCUUGUCUCCUGUUUUGCCUGUGAUUGAACUUACACUUGCCAUUAUGAGCUCCUGAGCUAAGGCCAAGGGGCUUCCCUUUUACUACCUUAAUGUGAUAUUCACCUUGAUGUAUGGGAUGCAGCUAGGUUCGGUUACCCUCCACCUAACCCAGUCAUUCAUCCAGUCCUGUGUGAUCUGUACACCAUCCAGGUAAGUAGAUGACCAAGCCAUGCAAACCCUUGGCCCGGCUCUCCCGUGCUGGCACCACCAGUCUAACUAGAUCUACUAAUUGUAUAAAUACAUACUUUCUACCAGCUAAUUGAUGUGAAGUUAUUAGAUAGCAUUUAGGACACUAAACUGCUAAACUACACUAAAGCAAAGCUAAGUACAGCAUAAGUAAAGCAAGAUUAGCUGGGACUGAACCCCAUGCUGAGUUACACAGGAAUGAAGACACCAGAAUGGCCUGGUUGUACGUUGACAUUCACUCUUUUAAACUAAAAGUAAAGAUAAAACCACCACACAAAUUAUAUAUAGACUUGCAAACUAUUAUAAUGACUACUAAAUCCUGAGACGUGAUUAUUUAAGGUGUUUGGCAGCCAUAUUGGAUGCAGUCUUUCUUUAUAUAUAUGCUAUAUGAAAUCUUUAACAGAAAUAUGUUGUACUUUUGCUUGGUGACUGCCUAAAAUGUGUAUAACUAAAACAAAUGCAUAAAAACAUGGCCAGAGGCGCAUGAGUCCAUGUUAAAACAUUGACUAGCGGCCAUCUUGAAAAAGGUAGCCAUUUUUUAAUUUGAGUGGACACCCAGUUAAGAGGAUAUGUGCCAAAUUUCACGCUUGUAUCAUUAACUGAAGUAUUUUAGUGAAAAUAUUUAUUAUGUCUGCUGCACUAUUGUAUACAUUAGAACUGACAACUGCUUUCUUAUGAUUAUAAUCCUAUCUCGUAUCUGGUGACUGGAAAUUUCAGGAAUCUUUCUUUGUGUUCCUUCAAAAAUUUCUAAAUAAUAUGAAUAACAGAUGUUGCAAAUCUGCAGAGUACAAAAUCUUGCAUAUAAACCCCAGAACAACAAUAAAGGGAUAUAAGACUGGAGGUUCAAAGUGUAGGAUUUAUAUGAAACACUUUUCCAUUAACUUAAAAUCCGCCAUUCUAUGAUCAGCAUCACAUUAACCAUAGCGGGAGACAGAUUUGAAAUGAGAUUACUUGUGCGUGUUUUUCUUUCUUUCUUUCUUUCUUUCUUUUUUGGUAUUUCCCACAAGGUAAUGAAAGCUACUAGCGGGACAAUACAUUCAUUACCUUGAACUCCCUCCGUUGUUAAUUUUUUUCAAAAAUUAACGUUAUAUUACAUUGUGGUGUAAAUUACACUUUCAUAUAAUCGUCAGUUUCAUUAUAUCUCUGUAAUUUCUAAU